This is a messenger RNA of Aspergillus piperis CBS 112811, 276 nucleotides long. RefSeq lists its product as uncharacterized. The record is from RefSeq and is a predicted model, not a curated record. Lineage: Eukaryota; Fungi; Ascomycota; Eurotiomycetes; Eurotiales; Aspergillaceae. Bases 1 to 276 code for a protein of 91 amino acids. The transcript has 2 exons.
AUGAAGUCUAGGGUCUCAAGAGGAGAAUUUAAACGUCCGGCUAUUGAAGCACGACAAGAGGCACGUCAGUUAAAAUUUAGAUUUAAGAAAGCAGAUGACCUCUCACUCGCUGAUUAUCUCGUCCAGAAGACGUCUCUCUUGCGAGCUGCCGGCACGGCGGACGAAGAGACCCUGAAAAGUGAACUAUGGGAAGGCCUUGACAACAACCUUGCCUACCUCGUUCAACCAAUGGAGAACGAGACGCUCGAAGCCUUCAAACGCCGCCUGCGUAUCUAG